UUCCUGAUCGCCUUGUGGAUUUAAAACACAGGAGGGAGUGCUGCACGCUGUAGCCUUGUGGAGGUUUGCAGGUGUACUCAGUGAUGCUACAAAUCUGUUUUCCCAUCUGGUAACAACGUUAUCUGGAGUGCCAUGUGCAGGGAGGUGUUCCUGGGGUGUUGUAUGGGCAUGAGAGCUGCAGACUUUAUGAUCUGUGGUUUAUCGUCCUUCAAGGAAAUAAUGCCCAGGAUACUUUGUUAACAUGUAGCAUUGCUUGGAGAAAGACAUGUCUAGCCAGGAUCCUAUACAAAGUACUUCCUUAGUGCUGCCCUGCAGAUCCAUGAUGGGGCAGUGUGCUACUGAACUGUGCAGCUGUGCCUCUCUCAUGACCAUGGGCUGGUACUUGCAUGUAGAUAUGGAUGGGGGGCCCUGAACAGUCUGACCCGGCUUUGAAGUCAGCUGUGCUUUAAGCAUAUAUGUUCUGCAGCUCUGUGGUAUUCAGCAUUCCCUGACUAGGGAGCUGCAGUGUCAUGUUUCAUGUAUUCAGUACUACACGUCUUGUUUUAAUUUCAGGUUCUGUUUUGGCAUAAAAGUGAGAUUUGUGAGACUUCUCUAAGAUGUCUUACAGAAAGGAGCUAGAAAAAUACCGAGACCUGGAUGAAGACAAGAUCCUUGGAGCUCUGACAGAGGAGGAACUCAGGAAGUUAGAGAAUGAACUGGAAGAGCUGGAUCCUGAUAAUGCAUUGCUGCCAGCAGGGCUCAGGCAGCGAGAUCAGACGCAAAAGCCACCAACUGGCCCGUUCAAAAGGGAAGAACUCAUGGCUCACCUAGAAAAGCAGGCAAAGGAUGUUAAAGACAGAGAAGACUUGGUUCCUUUCACAGGUGAAAAAAGAGGAAAAGCUUGGAUCCCCAAGCAGAAGCCGAUGGAUCCUGUUUUGGAAAGUGUGACUCUGGAGCCGGAACUGGAGGAAGCCCUUGCUAAUGCCUCUGAUGCAGAACUCUGUGACAUUGCUGCCAUCCUUGGCAUGCACACCUUGAUGAGUAACCAGCAGUACUAUGAGGCACUGGGGAGCAGCACCAUCGUGAACAAAGAAGGGCUCAACAGUGUGAUUAAGCCCACACAGUACAAACCAGUUCCUGAUGAAGAACCAAACUCAACAGAUGUGGAGGAGACUCUGAAACUAAUACAGAACAAUGAUCCUGACCUUGAGGAAGUCAACCUUAACAAUAUUAUGAAUAUUCCCAUACCAACUUUAAAAGCUUUUGCAGAAGCGCUGAAAAAUAACACCUAUGUGAAGAAGUUCAGUAUAGUUGGGACACGGAGCAACGAUCCUGUUGCUUUUGCACUGGCAGAAAUGCUGAAGGUCAAUAACACGCUGAAGAGCCUGAAUGUGGAAUCAAACUUCAUUUCUGGGUCAGGGAUCCUGGCUGUCGUUGAAGCACUCCAGGGCAACACGUCGCUUGUAGAGCUGCGCAUCGACAACCAGAGCCAGCCCUUGGGCAACAAUGUUGAAAUGGAAAUUGCAAACAUGUUGGAAAAAAACACCUCCUUGCUGAAGUUUGGGUACCAUUUCACUCAGCAAGGUCCCCGACUUCGUGCCUCCAAUGCCAUGAUGAACAACAAUGACCUAGCUCGUAUUCAUCGGUGUGAUGGUUUCUGGCAAUAGCGUCUCAGCUCCACACCUGGACAAUUGAGGAAGAGAAGACUUGCAGAGUUGAAUGGGCCUAUUUUUCCCAAGUGCAGAACUGGAGUGUAGUUCCUGCUAUGGCGGUCAUUCCCGGUGAUCUGUGCUACACUGUGGAAAUGUAAAGGCAAUAAGUGCCUUGACAGAGUAUUUGUGGUGCCUCGGUUGUUUUAUGCACUAACAGUUUAUAUUAACUAGUGGCUGUAGUUGAAGAUUUUAUCCUGUAGGACUGUUAUGUUUUCUGUAGAGUUGGAAACUAUUCAAGCCAGUAACAACCUGCCAAUUUUAUGCAAUCUCAGUUUAGAGUACAUCCCAGUGUAAAAGUGACUCAUAAUUAACCUGGGACCUAAUUUUUCUAUAAACUUCCUGCACGGUGUUUCAUACAGCUAGGAUGUGGUAUGCAUGAGUGAAAGAUAAAACUAUUCCACACAAAUUAUAGAAGUAUUAAAAAAAAUACUUUAUUUUUUUUUCCAAAAUGUUCUCAACUAUAGAGGAACUAGUUUAAUAAGCACUUCAACUACCCAGAAACAUGGCUGAUUUCAAGAAUUGUUGAAUUACAAUUUUUACCAACAUUUGCUGAGUCAGUUGAAGAUGAUGUUUCAAAUGUAUCCCUGUUUCUUUGAAAAAAUUGAACUCUAUCCCCUGGUUAAAUGGAACUUAAAAGGCCACCAAUUAUAAAACAGUCUCAAAAACUGAGUGGUUUAAGAUGGGCUGAUAUCUUUCUGUCCUGUGCAUGUCUGAAGAAAAUUGUCACCUUCAGAGAUGCAAUGCAAAUCCUAACCCCACAGAGAUAGCCAAACUGAUUGGCAAACCAGAGCCCUCUCUUUCUGAUCCCCACUCCCUUCAGUCUCCUGAUGUUAAAAGCAUGUGUCCAGUUAUUCACUGGAAACAAGCCAGAUUCUCCACUGUUUUGUCUAGAUGACCAUUUCCAUUAUUUAAAUUUCAUGCUGCUAGGGAUUGUUUCUUUUACUGCCAUCUCUAAUGUCUGCAUAGAUGCAACAACAAAUGCUGUGCCCUAGAAAACCUGUUAAGUGAAACACCCCAACUCUGAACUUAUACUGUGUAUUGUCUGACAGGUUUUUGUCAGUCUACUACCCAUCCUCUAGUCUGGGAGGAAUUCCCCACAGGCUUGCGUAGCUCCCAGACAUGCAGUGGGUUGGACCCAGCAUUAUCCCAUCCAAAACUCCUGCUAUUAACGUGGGUGGGAUCCUGCUCAGUAGGCAGUCUCCUGGCAGAAGCAUUGCCACACUGAAGCUUUACUCUUGGUCUGACGAUGGCAUGUCCUAGAAAAUGUUCUCAAUUUCUAGAAAUCUGCCUGUACACAUCUGUUAAGAGUGAAGUUUUGCAGCCUUUUACACAUAUACCAGCAGAAGUCCCACAAAUUUCUUAAGAGCUUGUGUGCAAAUACCACCCACAAUUUAGCUCUGGCCAAUAAAGCAGAGAAACUCUAUACUUUCAGCAAUGUGGGAAACUGUUCUCUUCAAGUCUUAAUGCACCAGUGGUGUCAAAUAAAAUGCUUCACUAUAGUUUCUUCACCCAACCCUGCAAGUUUCAUAUCAAAAUAUGAAAAGAAUACAGAAGAAAAAUACUUGAAAACAUAUUAAAAAAAACCCAAAACUGGCAGAUAGCCUCUUUCUUCCAUAUGCACUGCAAAGACUUCAAAACAGUCAACUAAAUCAUCAGACCAAAGCCACAGAAUUUCAGCUGAGCCAUCCACUCAGAUUUGCAUGGUACAGGCUCAGCUCUUAUAUUGACUUCAGAAAUGUAAAUUAAUCUUACCCUGGGAAAUCCUGAUGGCACUAAGAAACUCAGACAUGGAAGGAGAUGCAGCUGCAGAGCAGGGCAUGCCACCACUACAACAGCAUUUUUUUCUGAAUGAAAAAAAAAUCCCUUAAAA
Molecule: messenger RNA, 3561 nt
Organism: Athene cunicularia (burrowing owl)
Lineage: Eukaryota; Metazoa; Chordata; Aves; Strigiformes; Strigidae
Gene: TMOD1
Product: tropomodulin 1
Exons: 10
Coding region: 597-1646 (349 amino acids)
Biological process (GO): myofibril assembly; pointed-end actin filament capping; muscle contraction
Cellular component (GO): myofibril; striated muscle thin filament
Molecular function (GO): tropomyosin binding
Source: RefSeq, a predicted model, not a curated record